This is a messenger RNA of Racocetra persica, 437 nucleotides long. The record is from the annotation of a GenBank genome assembly. NCBI's taxonomy places the organism in Eukaryota, Fungi, Glomeromycota, Glomeromycetes, Diversisporales, Gigasporaceae.
CUUAUGAUCACAAUCCAGUUAGAGUUCAUAUUUACAUUGAUAUAGAACUUAAUACAGUCUUUAUAGCGUUAAUUUAUUGGGACAAAGAAAUUAACAUUACGUUCCUAAAUGCUAUUAGGCCUUAUGAACAGACGGUACAUUUUAUAACGCCGCCCAAUGCUAAUCCUAGAGCAUUACAAACUAAAAAAAGUGACAUAGAUCAAAUAACAAUAGACCAAAUCGUAACUCCGAUCAUAGGUGGAGAAGGAUUAUUUAGCAAUAAUACACUUAAUGGGACUUUCUGUUCAGUAGGCUUUUCCGCAAGAAGUAUAAAAGAUGCAAAUGUGAAAUACAUCGUUGCCGCAGGACAUUGUAUUAAUAAAAAGAUUACUACUGAGCAAAAUCUUUUUUUAGUGUUCCAUGGAGCCACAACAAUUUUGAUUUUACGUCCAAUUUAA